AUGCCCAUUCCAACCGCCGAUCUCCUGAACAAGGAUCUCCAGUCGAACACGCGCUCAACAACCUCAUCCGACUCCUCGCAGCCGCAUAGCAUUGGCCAAGGCUUCGGAGCUGGCUAUAGUAACGCCACCGGUGGACAAGGUGACUCGCACGCCGAGAGCGACCGAGCCUUGAGCAAAGAAGAGGCCGACCGUCUUUACGAGGAACGCAUGGAAGAGGAAUACGCGAAGAGGGAGGGCGGCGCAUAG
Penicillium argentinense is the source of this 246-nucleotide messenger RNA. RefSeq lists its product as uncharacterized. The record is from RefSeq and is a predicted model, not a curated record. The transcript has a single exon. The coding region runs from base 1 to 246 and encodes 81 amino acids. Lineage: Eukaryota; Fungi; Ascomycota; Eurotiomycetes; Eurotiales; Aspergillaceae.